GAAUUUCCUAAAAAAGUGAAAUAAAUCAUGACGUCGAUAAUUGUUAUCAUUCUAAGUGUUCGCGUGUUGCAGAUAAGAAAUUUAAAUGCAAAAACGACGGUAUCUAUACAUAAAUAAUUAAUAAUACAAAAUCGAUAAAACAGGAGGUCAGUGGAUUUCGGGUUGGGCUUGACAAUGUCAGAUGUCACUAGCGGUGACGUCUCAGGUUGUUGUGCGGUCAAGCCGUCAUUCGAAGUUUGUAGAAACGUCUAAACAGUAAUGGUGGACGGUGAAAAUGUGAUUUUUUUUCUAAUUUUUCGCGGAGAUUACGUCGAGAUAAACUAGUAACGUUUUAAGGUUACUAAAGCGGCAGGGUCGCGUGCUGUCGCGCGGUGCACUGUAAUCAUGCGUCGCAAAGCGGGCAAAUAAAAUUUUCGUGUUUUAUUGCGACCCACAACUUUUUCUUUUUUGGUACGACCAGAGGAUAUGGCCCCAUCCCCGGACGACGACAACACCCCCAAGGCACCUGAUAAAAUCCCGGAAAAACAAAAAUUGGAAAAAACGAAAGACAAAUCCGGAAAGGAAAGCGGAAAGGAUGAGGAGACACUCUCGAAUUUAAAUUAUAAGGAACUUAAAGCGUUGUUGGAUGAAGCCAUCAACUAUAAGAAUCCCAAAGAUCGGGAGGGAAAAAGUGAACUCUUUAACGACCUUCUGCUUCAAGCGGAAGAGACCGAACGUAUAGCCCGGGCGACGUCCGCUGGCGGUUCCGAGCUCGUACGCCACUGCAAUCCGACAGCGCGGCGGCAUCGGCACGGGGGGCCCCGCGGGCGGCGCUCCACCGGGUGCUGCGCCUCCUCCACCCUAGACGGCAGGUCCGUGAGCGAGCGGGGCACCCACGGCGGCAGCCUGGACAACCUCGCCAAGGAGGAGCUGUUCGAGAGUACGAGACGGUUGCGGGGGGGUCGGAAAUCAUCGACAUCGUCGUCGGCGUCGGGAUGCUCGACGAUGGUGAGGGUUAGCGCCCGCCAAAGGGAAGGGGGGAGUCUCCCGUGCAACGUCAACGUUGGGGAAACGCAAAGGGACAUUCAUUUCCUGGAGGAGGCGAAACGGUCCAGAGCCAUGCGCGAAAAGGAAUAUACCGACAUGGAGACUGUCGGCUUGCUCGAGAACGACCAACUGGCCCAGACCUACGAGGAACAAGCUGCCCCAGCGGAAUCGGGCCCCAAAUUCACUUCGAAAGCGACUUGGCAGAUUUCGGGUCACGCCGCGAACGUGGACGACGCGAUACCAACGAAGCUCGACUCGUCGAUUGACAGUAAGAAUUCGAUGGACGUCGCCACUCUGAAAGCGAAAGUGGUCAGUAGCCAAUACAACAUUUUCAUACCCAACUACCCUCCGAAGACCCUGGAACUGGAGGACAAGCGCGUGGAUGAAAACGGCAACGCGCUCCAUCAGAAAUCGAAACGGAAGAAGCCGGCGAACAAGAACGUCGUCGUCGUGUCAUCGGAAAUGAUCGAGGGUCACAAAAAAGAGAUCAUAAACGACGUGCAGCAACUGGUCCACUACAUAGAGGGCACCGACAACCAACAGGUGGCGCCAGGCAGCGGCAAAACCCGCACGGUCCAGUCGUCCAAGUCGAAGCAGUUGCACAAGCAGCACGCGUCUGAAGACGGCGGCGUCGUCCGACCCGGCAAGAAGCGCAAGAGCAAGGAGGGCUCGGGCGUCGUAUCGGGCGUGUCCACUUCGCGGCCCGAACUGAAGAAGAGCAACUCCAUGGGCGAGAUAUCCGGCCUGAAACUGGAUGCGGAAUUCGCGAGUUUCGGUUCCGGUUCCGGCGCGAGUAGCGAAAGGGGCGGCAGCAGCGGCGUGGACAAGGAGGAGGAAGACGACGAGAAAGUGGUAUUGAGGAUAAACAAGCCGUCGGUGGUCGCCGGUCAGAGGAGGUCGUGGGGCAACGUCGAGAUACCGUCGUUCCAAUCUUUGUACAACGCGUCGUCGAUGGAGAACCUAGAGACGUCGACCGAGAACUGGGUGGUGACGCGGACGAAGAAGAAGAGCAAGAAGCGACGGAACAGCGUGAGUAGCGCGGGAGGCCGGCUACGUCCCGGCGGUCUCGGUCGUUCAGACAUCGCGUCCACGUCGCCGAACAGUAUCGAGGAUCAGCGCACGCGCAGAACGUUGUCGCCUGACUUGGCCGGCGUCAUUGUCAUGAGCGGCGCGGGCGCGAAGAUGACCAGGUCGAUGCCGCACAGCGAGAAGAGCAACGACUCGUCGUCGGACGUCGAUUCGGUGCACUCGUUGCCGUUGGACGGGCCGAUUUCCUACGCGGAUAUCGCUAAAAACAGCGAAAAGAAAAAACCGAGUCCCGAGAAAGCGACCGAGCCCGCCGUUCCGAAGGAGAAAUCCCCGCAGCCGCCUAGAGCGGACGCGGUCGAACCCGGCAGCAGUGCUAAGGACUUUUCGACCCCAAUCGCCGCCGCCCCCAUCAACAAAAACACCCCUCCCGACGUGCACAACAUCAAAAGCUUCCCCGCUAUCACGGGCAGCGGCGGAAAAUCGUCGACGUUCGUGCAGAACACCACCGUAGUCCAGACGACGACAACCAGCGACAAGGCCGUUCAGUCGACGAUCGGAUAUGACGAACCGGUCAGAGAAAAGACGCCGAUAUCCGGCGCGAGGGCGUCUGGUCCACGUCACACAAGUGUCGUCCCUAUGAUCGCCGCCUCCAAAACACCGGUCAGACCAAACGCGGGGACGGCCGGCUCCAACGCCUCCGGCAAGACCAGAGUCGCUAAAGGCGGCGCGACGCUCCAGCACCAGCAGAGCCUGCAGGAGGGGCAGAUCUUCUACGCCACCGGCGACAUCCAGACGGAUUUGUCGUUCUUUUCGCAGAUCAUCCAGGCGAACGAGUCGGCGAAGGACUCGCUACAGUUCAACGCGCAGCGUUUGCCCCCGGAUGUGCCCGACGUCCAGACGAUCGAAAAGAUGCAGUUCAUGAAGUGCAUGUCGCCGCCCGCUGUCGCCACGCCCCCGUACCAGCAACAGCCGUCUCCCCAACUGCGACAGCAGUCUGUCCAGUCUCAGACGUUCGGACAACAGCAACAGCCGUCGGGGCAACCGAAGCACCACCAUCAGGCGUUUCAUAAAACGUCCGGUAAUCAACAGCAGAAAGCCGCCACCCAGCAACAGAGCGCCCAGGCGCCUCCCGCUGCCGCCUGCCCCAAGGCCGGCAAUCCGCAUUACAGCGGCCACCAAUCGUCGAGUCCGUUCGUAAAAGCGGCGACCCACAGUUUUCAACCUGCGCAGCAGAGCGCGCAGGCGCGGCCCAGGCCCCCAAGACAACCGUCGAUCUCCGCCAAAACCAGUGAUUUUCCAUUCUGUGAUAGUAGCGAGGAGAGAACAGGCUGUAUGGUUAACGGUGUCGCCGAUGAAACGGUGUACAUGUCGCCGGAGCCUCCGCCCCUCUGCGCGUCUCCCCCUCCCGUCAUAAUCCUGAGCGGGACCGCGAAAGAGGUGCCCGGCCUCGAGUUUGGGUUCGACAUCAACGAGCAGCUGCUGCAGGAGGACACCGGCGUGGAGGAAGACUGCGACGAUCGAGGAGGGGGAGGCAGAGGCAGUGUCGGAGAGGAUUUCACCGCGAGAUAUAUGGCGCCGCCCGAGCAGACGUCUCUGACACCCCAGAGUUUGGAGAAAAUCGUCAACUUUAUAAGUUCUACUUGGGAAUCCAUAUUAGACCAGAACGUACAAUUCUACUCGGACGACUUAUAAAAAGCAACCGUGUGAUAUAGUGCAAAAGUGCUGCGUGGGGGUGUAAGUGCGUAACACAGUGCUAAACAAGAUCGGACACGUUCCAAGUUUCAUUAUAUUUUUGUUAAAGGUAUACUAGUCAGAAUAAACUAACAUACACACAUACAGAGAAAGAACAUAAGACUUAAAACGUGGAACUUGGUGCGGACAGAAGACAGCAAUGAAAGAUAUGAACAAUAAACUUCGCAGUAAGGGUUUGAACCGGUGGGGAUGAGUGUCGUUGGGGAAGGGGUGCCACCCUUAGUGUCGGAUCGUCGGAGACAAUCGGAUAGGUAACGUUCGGGGCCCCGAACCGACCGGACGUUUCGGGGCCGACUUAUUUAUUUUUCUAGCGAAACCGGAAAGAGAGAAACGUAGCGGAAAACUUUAUCUAAAUGUGUGGACGUAAUUUUGUAUUGUACAAUCUUUAACGGUCCACGGUACUUUAUGUAAAACGUAGGUCGGCACUCCCUUUGAAAAUUUUUAUACCGAUUAUAAAAACACCAAAUUCAAAUUGGGCAAGGAUAAUAAACUCAAUUAUUAUUGCAUGUCGUAUUGUAGACAGGAAAUAUGAAAAAUGUUCUAAUAUGCUUAAGACUGGUAUAUGGAAGGUAACAAGCGUUUUUUUCCCUAUAUUUAAAAGCGCAGUUGCCUGUUAUUUUGGGCAAUUGCAAGUUAAACUCGUACAUCUGAACAACCGUGUGUGUGUCGCAUGAAAAAUUGUCAAAGGGGCGCUUUAUUUUCAUAUCGGUUUGUGUCUUUCUAACGCAGUAUCGAAUUUUAAUAAAAACAAGGUUUGCAAAAAAUUGACAAGAAAUGUAUCCAAAAGAAAAUCUGGAACCGUUUGUUUUCUCUGUAUUGCAUUGUUCAAACCCUGGCGUUUUACUUUUUGCCAGCUAAAAAAUUAACGACCAAAUCCAGAAAAUUAAGCAUUUUUCGCGACCUACGGUGAUUAUAUGAACUUUCGUCUUGAUUUAAAAAGUAUCGUCGACUGUCGUGCCACAAUAAACAAGAUUAGAACUGCGAACAGCGAGACCCAGUGACAGUGCAAAUUCAUUGAGGGGGCGAGGCACGCGCCCGCCUCCCCCCUCACCGCGACUUUAGUUUUUUAUCGUUUGGUGCGCCUCGCAGUUGGGAUUCAUCAAACGUAGCUCCAUUUUCCUUUGUUUCUCGUAGAUAUUAAGCGUCCUAUAAGGUAAAACGACUUUGGUGGGGAGUCACCAUAUCGUCAAGAUGGUGGGUCAAGUGGUUUUUUUUGUCGUCUGUUCCAAAUAGGAAUCGUUGCGAAAAUAAAUGUGCACAGGGUAUUGCCGUUUGAAUGUAAAUAUAUACUUUUUUUCCCGAAGAGAAAUUGUUGACGGGUGUACAGGGAAGAUGCGAGCCCGUUUAAUGUUUACGCGUUUACCUGUUUUUUUUUCUUCUCGGUAAUCGGCUCUAGUUGGCAUUUUGCGCACGUCCCUGGUAACCGCAUCAAUGAAAAAGUUCAAAAUUUUAUAACGUAAGUGUACCUAUCGAUGCCAAACUGUGUCGAUGAAUCACGAGAUAUUCGGUAACUUCCGGCAAUCGUGGGUAAAAGAAAAAUACCCUAAGCAGAAAACGAAAGACCCGUCACAAUUUAUUUAAUUUUAGCCUGUCGCGGCAGAUUUUCACGGUGCAACAAGUCGAUGCAACUUGUUGCCGGGAUUUUCCACAAAUAAAAACAAGGCCAGAGUGCCCAAACUCUAAACAAUAACUUCACAGGUUAUUAAAUGUCCAUAUCCGAAAAGUGACCCAACCUUUAUCUUACUUACGCUUGCAUAAUUCUUAAAAAUUAAUUUUCUCGCCGAAUUUAAAGUGCGGCGAAACGUCACCAAACAUGCUGCGUCCUGAAAUUAGAACAAGUUCUAAUUUGAUACAAUCGGGUUGCAUAUGAGAACGGAUCAAGGUUGUGCAACUUAGCACCGUGAAAAUCGAACUUUAAUUUUAAUUUCGCUCAGAUAUGCACCCAGUGUUGCCAGUUGAGGUAAUUGCGUUUUUUCUUUGUGUAUUUUGCCGUACCAGUAAACGACAUACCGCAAUUAUCGAAUCGCAAACUAGUCUGUCGAAACUCAAAACCAAGCCCGCUAGAGAAUACUUUUUCGGAAAGUACUGCGGGACUGCACGUCACGUUUGACGUAAAUAGAGGUUUGGCGCCAACCGAUUCGGAUAUAGGUUUGUUGAGUAUAAGUUUUAAAAUGUUUGUUUCGUUAUGAUAGGUUACAAGAUGGACUUUCGAAAAUCUGUUGGUGUAGUAGCUCAAAUGCCCACCUGCAAGUUUGACGGCCAGUCACACCGCGGUACAUUUGAACUACCACCCAAUACGAAGCGAAGCGCAUAAGUAUGUUGAAAAUAUUAUUCUAUUGUCGUUAUUUUCGCGUAAUGCAAGUUUAAAUCGAUACCCGUAGCGUUGCAAAAGAAAAAAAAUCGUUUGUGUGGGGAAAUUUGAACGUCUGCGAAUCAAAUUUGUUUAUCCUUCGUCUCUACCACCUAACCUAACUAAAAUAGAAACACGUAAUGUAAAAAAGGGAAAGAUAAAUGUAUAAAAUAGUUGUAAUAGGACAAAAUAUAAAGCUAAAUUUUUUAGUUUUUUAAAUACGACAGCAAGUUAUUUUUUGAGAUUCUAGAUUCGAGUAGUUGAAUUCGCUAGGUUUUUAUACAAGACGUUUUGUUUUCCAGCAUAAUAAUAUUGUUAAAAGUGUACGAAUUACUAUUAUCCGGAUCGUGGACCGGCUCGUUCGCGCGGGUUCGGUAUCAGAACAUUGUCGCAGUGAGCGAGAGAGAGAGAGAGAUAAAGGAAUUAUUGAUUAAACCCAAAUUUGUAAAAUAAUUGUUAUGUUUUUGUUUACCACGUUUUUUGGUUAUUUAUAUUUUUCACAAAGUCUAUAUAUUUUGUAAAAUCGACGCAGUUCCUUUUGUGUAAUUGUAAAAUUUUAUAUUGUACGGAUUAUAGUUUUCAGUUCGUUUUCUUGAAAUUAAGCCUUAUUUUUCUUGUGUAUUCAAUUUCUAUUGAUUCAAUCAAUUUCUAUUGAUCAAACGAGUCAGUUUAUUGUAUAUCGCAACUCUUUUUUUUUAAUUGAAUCAGUUUUCCAUGUUAUUUGCUUUAAAAAAAAUAAAAUAAAUUAAUAAUUUA
Messenger RNA from Cylas formicarius (sweet potato weevil), 6913 nucleotides. RefSeq lists its product as uncharacterized. The transcript has 13 exons. Bases 466 to 3747 code for a protein of 1093 amino acids. Lineage: Eukaryota; Metazoa; Arthropoda; Insecta; Coleoptera; Brentidae. The record is from RefSeq and is a predicted model, not a curated record.